AUGGCCUUCGGUAAAUUCACAAACGGCGAGGAAGUUGCGGCUACAUUUGCCGACCGCAUCCAGGGAAAGAAUGUGCUGGUGACCGGUGGAAGCUCAAAGGGUCUGGGUGCUACCACUGCUAGAAUUCUAGCCACCCAUAAGCCCGCAACCUUGAUCGUAACUUAUCGAUCGAGGGCCAAAGUUGAAGAUGUGCUCUCCGAGUUGCAGUCUAUCUCACCGGAGACCAAAGUCAUCGGUUUAGCUCUGGAUUUGGGCGAUCUCGACUCGAUCCGCGCGGCGGCCGACGAGCUGAACCAGUCCAUCUCGCACCUGGAUAUCCUCAUCAACAACGCAGGCGUGAUGUCCGUCCAGGACCGCGAGUUGACCAAAUUCGGCAUUGAGAUGCAAUUUGGAACGAACCACAUUGGACAUUUCUUCUUCACGAACCUCAUUCUCCCCAAGGUGCUGGCCGCCGCGGAGAAGAACCCUCUCGAGGCUACAAGAAUCAUCAAUAUUACGGGAGGCUGGCAUCAAUUCAGUCCUAUCCGGUUCGACGACUUCAACUGGGAGGGAAAGCCUGUCCCAGCGGACCAGGAGCCCAACAAAGCCGUGCUUGCUCACUUUGGGGCCAAGACUGAGGGCGACUAUCUUCCGGAAGCGGCCUAUGCUCAGUCCAAAACAGCCAACAUUCUCUUCUCGGUGGCUUUGAACGCUCGGUUGAAUAGCCGAGGCAUAGUUUCUUAUGCCGUUAACCCAGGAGGUAUCCUGACUGAGAUUGGUCGCCAUAUCCCCUUGGAGAAGGCCCAAAAGAUCGUUGAAUCGGGCUUGUUGGACAAGACCCCGGAGCAGGGAGUGGCCGGAGCGAUUAGGGCAGCGUUGGACCCGAGUGUCACUUUAAGCAACCCGAUUUACCUGGACGACUGCCAGCAGAUCCCUCCUUCGGGAUAUGCUAGUGACCCGGAGCUGGCCGAGAAACUCUGGAAGUUGAGUGAGGACAUUGUCGGGCAACAGUUUGCUGUGUAA
Messenger RNA from Aspergillus affinis, 1002 nucleotides. RefSeq lists its product as uncharacterized. The transcript has 4 exons. Bases 1 to 1002 code for a protein of 333 amino acids. NCBI's taxonomy places the organism in Eukaryota, Fungi, Ascomycota, Eurotiomycetes, Eurotiales, Aspergillaceae. The record is from RefSeq and is a predicted model, not a curated record.